AUGUACUGUGUACGUCAGUUGAACGUCAAGGCCCACGCGAGUUUCGACUUAUCGUUCGCUAAUAGGCCUGCCUGUCUCUGUGGAAAAACAAGUCGCGGUUUAGUGGGACUGGUUGUGGAAGUUUUACCGCCACGUUAUACACCAUAAUAGUGAGGUUCAUGUACUACUGCCACAGACGGUAUGCAGCACAUUGGCAUCGGUUCUGAUGGGACCAGAGUUUGGACUUUGGCGAGAAGUUGAAGUGGCCAGGAGCAAGAGAAAAGAGAGUGAGAGAGAGAAGGGGGUGGAGUUUACGGUAAACGGAAUCGACAAUCGACAGUAUCGCUGGCGCUUUCAUUGGUGGCAUUUGUACUGAACAGAGUUUGGUGCCGCAAGUGAAGAGAUAAGUGGUUGGAGGAUAAUCGUUGAGACUGCGCAGAGCAUCGUGUGCCUUGCUUGUCCCUUUCUUCGUUAUUAUCAUUUUUCUCCUUUCCUCAUUUUGACCGUCUCUUGACUUGUUUCAGUCCUGCCAGUCCCUGCCAUGAUUUCGUUUUUAUCUCGUUAAUCUGAGAGCUCGAGAAGAAUUCGGCUCGUCUCGGUUUCUUUACUUCCUCCGAUUAUCUGAACCCUUGGUUUUCCUUCGCAUUGCCCAACGUGAAACGUGAUUAUCCUAUCAUUCUCUGUUACACCGUCAACCGUCUGUGAUUGUGACAUUGCAAAAGUGUGAGGUGCGGUCCAUAUGUUUGAAACGAAACAAUGGUGUUUGCAAGAUUUUUCGUCAAAAAGACACACGAUGACAACACGGUACCAGUCAAUCUCACCUCGAGUAUGCUGUGUAUUCAAGAAGAGCUGGGGCAGCUGAGCGGCAUUGCUGGAGGACUAACGAUCGCUAGUCCUCAUGAAAUACCACUACCUAAUAGCAGUACUACGGAGAGUAACAGCAAGUCGAGUGGGAGUGGAACAAAGUGCUCCCCCGUUUCUGGCACUCUAGACGCUCAAAGAUCCGGCUGGAUCGAGGGUAUUUUCGGAUGUCUUCGACCAGUUUGGACGAUAAUCGGAAAAGCUGCCGUUAACGAAAUUAAAGGACACCAAACCAAUGACUGGGAGAUACCGUUCGAAUCUAUCAGCGAAUUACAGUGGCUUGGUUCAGGAGCUCAAGGUGCGGUGUUCAGGGGAAAAUUAACCGGGGAAAUAGUCGCUGUGAAAAAAGUCAGAGAACCUCGUGAGACUGAUAUACGCCAUUUGCGCAAGCUCAAUCAUCCAAAUAUUGUAAAAUUCAAAGGCGUCUGUACACAAGCACCAUGCUACUGUAUUGUCAUGGAGUUUUGCCCUUAUGGACCACUGUACGACUUGUUACGCGCCGGAGAACCCGUACCUCCACCUCGUCUUGUUUCUUGGGCGAGACAAAUUGCAGCUGGAAUGCACUACCUGCAUUCUCACAAAAUUAUUCACAGAGAUUUGAAAAGUCCCAAUGUAUUAAUUGGUCGUGGUGAAGUCGUAAAAAUCAGCGAUUUUGGAACGAGCAGAGAAUGGAAUGAGAUUAGUACGCGGAUGAGUUUUGCAGGGACCGUCGCGUGGAUGGCCCCAGAGAUUAUCCGAAGUGAACCUUGUUCUGAAAAAGUUGAUAUAUGGUCCUACGGAGUUGUGCUGUGGGAGUUACUGAGCGGAGAGAUACCGUACAAAGACGUAGAUUCCUCGGCGAUAAUUUGGGGCGUGGGUAAUAACUCUCUUCAUCUGCCGAUUCCCGCCAGUUGUCCGGAAGGUUUCAGACUUCUGGUGAAACAGUGUUGGGCUGCCAAGCCGCGUAACAGACCAUCCUUCAAGAACAUCUUAAUUCACCUUGACAUCGCAGCUGUGGAAGUGCUCAGCAGAAAGCCUGACGAAUAUUUUAAAACACAACAAUCCUGGAAGGAAGAAAUCAGGGUGCAUAUGAAGCAAAUGCAAACUAAUAGUUGCAGCACACCAAGAUUUGAGGCAGAUCUUAUUCGUCGCAGAGAAGAUGAGCUGAGGCAUGCCCAGGAUAUCAGGGAACAUUACGAGCGUAAGCUCGAAAGAACUAAUAAUCUCUACUUGGAGCUGAGCGCUGUUUUAUUGCAACUUGAACAACGCGAACGAGAUGUUGUAAAGAGAGAACAACAGUCUGGGUACAAACAGUCUAAAAAACGGCUGGUACAUCCUUUGCUCAAAGCUCAAGAGAGGUUCCACCGCAAACGUAAUCCAACAAUAAACUUGUCUACCUCAUCAACACCAACGACUCCACCUUCUCCUUCUGCUGAAUCUCCACAGAGUCCAGUGAAAGCAACUUUAUAUACGCAAUUGAAUGAAUCUAAUCAACCAGAGACGGUAUUGGCUCCCAGCAAUAGCUUUAAACAGCGUAAAUACAGACAUCGUAGAGUAGGUUCUGGUUGUGGUGUCAGCUCGAGUCCUAGGACAAGUCCGCACCAUGAAAGAAAAAACACUGACGCAGCUCAUCAUCGGUACGUCGAUAGUCAAACUCAAACAGAUGUGAUGGAUCUGAGCGAAACUGAUUUCAGCCCUGUUGCACAGACUGUCUCUGUAGACAAAUUUAUAUUGGAAUUAUCCAGCAGGCAAUCGUCGUCCAGACGCAAAUCCGAAUGCCUCAAUGGGAAUACCAUUAACUCAGAAACUCACUACAGGAUGCAAUCUAGUCCCUGUUCAAGCCCUGAACCACCCGACGAAAAUCACAUAAACGGAAACGAACGCCUUAGAGAUUGCAGCGACGACGAUAAUCUUGAAACCCUUGGUCGAAAAGUCAGCGAGAUACUUAAUGCCAACAGGCUCAUAUCGUCAAUUGAUAACGGAAAUUGUGACGAUGUUAUUAUAUCGCACAGGGGAAAAGAUGAACUUAUGAAACUGCCAGGUCAAAUUUGUGGAAUUAUAAUUAGCGGUACUGAUGUACACAAUGAUUCCGACCUCAAAUCGAAACCAUGUUCAGACAACAUGGAUUCUCUCUGCAAUCACGAGGAUGAGGCGUGUGAUGAGAGUUGGUCCGAUGAAGAAGGCGAGGAUCCUAGUUACACCUAUAACUUUUCUCUUAGGCGUAGAAGCAUUGCGAGGAGGCCUAUUGGACCAGGUUGCAGAAUGAGAAGAACCAAGCAAACGCCGACAAACACCGAAUGUGUACUAGCUUCUGAUGAAGAAAAUACUUCAGAAUACUCACACCCACCAUCCAGUCAAUCGUCAACUCUAGAAAGCAAUCCGGAUGUCCAGCGAGUAUUGCGACACAUACAACAUUCACAGAAGAGAAAAGUUCUAGAUGACGAGGGCACUUCUGACACAUCCAGUCAAUCGGAAACCGACGAGGUCAGUGAUACAACAAUUGCAUCACAGCCGGCAAAGGCGUCUGUAAAAAUUGAAAGCACUGUAUAGGGUAAAGUAGUUUGAUACAGAAAAAGAAACAAAAAGAAAACCUGAAUUAUAGACUAUAUAAAGAUAAAAAUUCGCAGAGCAUUACCAUAACAUAUAAGGAAGUUUGAAACGUUGACUGAAGAUUUGAAAUUAAUGAAAACAAUAAUGUAUCGCCAGGCAACUGCUGGAUAACAACGUGUCUUAUACAUUCUCAAUACUUUCUAUGCAAUAAAUCGACUACUUUUUAUAUGGUUUAUAAACAGGGUAACAAGGAGAGAAAAAGAAAACAAUAAUGCCGCAUUGUUCCGAAUAUAAGCCGAGGAUUUUUGUCGUUAACUAAGAAACACACCCUGAAAUACUGUAUCAGAAAUGAGAGUCGACUUAUACUCGGAUCAAUACAAUUAUUGUUAGUUGUUUUUUUUUUUUUUCAAAACAAGCGUAGCGAAUGCUUAAGGAUGAAGUGAACCAUGCUCACAAAACCUUACUCGAAUUACCUUAAAUACGUUUUGUCCUUUUCACUCCUUCAGCGAGACCAAAAGAUGAGAUACAUCCAAGUUGACUCUAGUAAAGCUUGUGAAUGUAUGUCUCUCAGUAACCCUCGGAAGCCUUUUUGAUUAGUAAUUCUUUCACAUUCCAUAAACACACACGACUCAAGCGACGAUGAGAUAUGUAAAGGAAAAAGUCAAGUCUAUGAAUUAAAAUAAUAUCAGAAGUAAGAGAAAUAGAAAAAGUGCCAUAUAGGUAGCUAUAGCGUAUUAUGUACAGUAUAAGACUUGUUAACCGACGACUGCAGUGAAUUAACUAUAACAAAUAACACAUACACCACAGCCCUGAGCUUUAUCUGAAAGUAAAAAAAAAAGUCAACACGUUAUCAAAGAUUAUCACUACAAAAUUUGUAUUAUGGUUCACGUGCUUUGCAGUUUGUUCCAUGCAAUGUAAAUAUAGACGAAUUUGUAGUACCUUUUUUUCAUCUACUUUUUGUAGCACCGUUACACAUGUCAAAGUAAGAAACUCUAAAGAGAUUCAAUUUUUAAAUUGUAUGAAAAAAAAUUAUUCGUUAAAUUUCGAUUUAAUUUACAUAGUUCCUUUUAGUAAAUAUUUUAGUCAAUAAAUGUUAUCGUUUCGUAUAAGUAAAUCCUUAUUUGUGAGAGCAUAAAUAUAGGAAAGAUAAAAUGGAAAAAUUUAAGCACCAAUUUUGGUAACAGUGAGAAAUGUGAUGAAUGAAAUUUUUGGAAAAUGUACUCAACUCAUCUGGCAAAAGUGACGGAGGAUUGCCGUUUUUAAAAGUAAUGUAUUGAUGUCCUAAAAUUUUCACUUGUUGGGUGCCUUAUUUACUCAAAAUGAAAAUAGUAUUCAUGCUUAUUGAACUUUUGUGUAAUAAAACCAAAACUUAACCGAGUGAGAUUCCAAAACCACUGAUUGAAUAUAGGUAUCAAAAAAAAGAUGAUGCGAAAAGUACAAGAUUAGGUGAUAAACGUUUGAAAAAUUUGUCCUUAGCUCUGGAAAAAUGUACUUAAAAUAGUUUCAUUAACUUUCAAAAUUGUACAAAUCCUGUGGCACCUUAUUUCGUUAGUCUUAAAAAAUGUGAUACAUUUUUCAAAAACUGAUAAGUAAAUGAACAACAAUUGAUUAAGUACACUGUAUAAUAAAUAUAUCCGAGUCAAUGAAAAAUCCAUGGUUGCACUUGGAAUCUUGCUAAUUUUCCUGCCAAAAAAUUACCUAGAAAUGAUUAUUUCUCCAUUAUAUCUGUUAACUUUUAAUCUCAAUUUCGCGAAAUUCACUACCUACAAAAUAUUGUAAUAACGAAAAUGGUUUCUUGUAUUUGCUCUCAAUAAUACUUAGAUUAUAGUGAUUUUUAUUUUUAUUCAGGUAACUCGGUCGUUGAACAUAUUGAUUAAAUCCCUGAUAAUGUCUAGCCAAUAAUUGAAACCCCUCAACCUGUAUAUCUAUGUUGUAAUUUGUGUUUAGUGAAGAUUCAGGAAAAAUGAUGUAGCCGAUAGAGACCCUAUAACUAUUAUUACCCUAACUGUAACUCUAAGACAUAAUCAUAAAUUACACAUAAUACGACCCAUCAGGUGACGUUUACUCAUUCUAACAAUAAUAUUUAUUUCCUAAAAUUCCAUUUAAAAAGUGAGUUCCAAGAAAAAUUGUUACGCGAAGUAUGUUCAAUGUGUACUUCGAUAAUUGUCCCUAAGUUAAUUAUACAUUAAAAUUACAAUAUUAUACAAAAUUACUUGUAAGGCAGAAGAAAAAAAAAAAAAAAAAAAAAACAUGAUAAGUGAAAGAAAUUAUAAAUUUAUAAGUGCGUUUAGAUUACAUUACAGUUAGUCAUCGUUGCAACAAUAAACCUUUUCCAAUCUGAUGUCUAAGCAUCAAAUAUAUGAAAUCAAUAAUUGUGUGAUGGAAAGUUUUAAUAUCCGCAAAACUUGAAUCCAAUUUUAAAAUUUUCUAAAAUAUAUAUCGCAUACAUUUUUUUUUAUUUUAUUUUACUGCAAAUUCAAUAUUUUGAAAUAUUCAAAUUUUUCCUCUGUAACGUGUAGACUCAACUGUAUAAUGUUGAUGAAAUGUAAAUCGUUUGAGAGAGAACGAUAUUGGGAAAAGAUUUCUUUAACAAACUAUACGCAACUCAAAAAGCAUCUUAUUAGAAAAGGUUUGUUAUUGAAAAGAUGUAAAGAAAUAAGUGCCUACAGGCAGGUAAUUAAAGUGACAAAAUUAUAUUUCUUAAGACAACUUAUUGGUUUAGAAAUUGAUUGAAAUUUUUCAUAAGAAUUAUGGAUGACAUGCAGCAAUAGAUGCCUUUAGCAUCGAGUAACUUGUAAUCAUGUGUGUAACGCAAGCAUAUUAUUCUAUGCUAAUUCCAAAACAAAAAAAAAAAAACAAAACUAGAGGAAAUAUUUAGACAAGAAUGAGAAAAAAAAAAAUAUU
Neodiprion fabricii is the source of this 6273-nucleotide messenger RNA. It is a transcript of the gene wnd, whose product is annotated as mitogen-activated protein kinase kinase kinase 12. The transcript is spliced from 13 exons. Gene Ontology annotation, biological process: protein phosphorylation. The record is from RefSeq and is a predicted model, not a curated record. Lineage: Eukaryota; Metazoa; Arthropoda; Insecta; Hymenoptera; Diprionidae. Gene Ontology annotation, molecular function: ATP binding; JUN kinase kinase kinase activity. The coding region runs from base 736 to 3369 and encodes 877 amino acids.